CUGCAUCUCAGAAACUGCCGCUUCCCCUCCGCUUCCUGCGAAACAAACAGUCCUUUUUCUUUUAUUUUCCUUCUGUGGGAAGCCGGAGCAGGUGGAGCCAGACUUUGUUGCCAUCAAAAACGGAAUGCUUCGAGGAAAAGGAAGUCCUGCCAAACCGUCUCCUAUAUAGAUUCCCCUUUUCUCUGCAUCCAAAGCGAAAAUCAAAAGAUAGCAUAUAAAACGGAGCCAGCCUUUGUUUACAUCGGAGAGAGAGGGAGCGAUCGAUCGUGAUGGGAACGGGCUGCGGUGAUAUCUGCACUCUGCCGGAGGGUUGCAUCUCCCACGUGAUCUCUCUGACGUCGCCGGUCGAUUCUUGCCGGUCGGCGGCGGUCUGCACCACCUUCCGCUCCGCCGCCGUGUCCGACACCGUGUGGGAACGCUUCCUGCCGCCCGAUUACCGGUCGAUCCUGGAGCGGGCCGUCCGUCCGGUGGAGUACUCGUCCAAGAAGGAGCUCUUCUUCCGCCUCUGCGAACCCAUCCUCAUCGACGACGGCAAGAUGAGUUUCUCACUGGAGAAAUCGAGCGGUGCAAAGUGCUACAUGCUGUCUGCCAGACAGAUGGGUAUUGUAUGGGGGGAUACCCCCAAGUAUUGGAGGUGGCAUCCUCUACCUGAUUCCAGGUUUUCAGAGGUUGCUCGGCUCAUAGAUGUUUGCUGGUUGGAGUUUCGAGGCACGAUUCGAAGCAAGGCGCUUACGCCUAAAACAACCUAUGCCGCCUAUCUCAUAUUCAAAUUAGAUCAGAAUUCACGAGGUCUUGGCUCGCCGAAUCAGGAAACAAUAGUGAGACUGGGAGCCCACGUGUCCAGACGUGCCGUGAAUGUACAACCCAGAGGGAGCGGUCGUCAUCAUUUCCGGAAUGUGAUGAGGGCUGAUGGUUGGAUGGAGAUGGAGAUGGGGGAAUUCUAUAAUGAUGAGGGUGAGGAUGGGGAAGUGGAAAUGAGUUUCAUGGGGAUGCAAGGAGGGCAUUGGAAGUCUGGGCUCAUCAUCCAGGGCAUUGAGAUAAGGCCUAAGAAGUAGGCAUAAGAUAAGAGCUUUUUAUGUAUGGGCGUUUGGAUUGUCUUGGCAGCUGUAAGUAGAUUAGUAAUUAUAAAUGAACAAGAAACGUUGCAUGCUUUGCAGCUUUGUACGUUCUCAAACAACUAAUGGAAACUUUAAGUUCCUCUGUGUCUCA
Messenger RNA from Elaeis guineensis (African oil palm), 1209 nucleotides. Its product is annotated as F-box protein At2g02240. Gene Ontology annotation, molecular function: protein binding. NCBI's taxonomy places the organism in Eukaryota, Viridiplantae, Streptophyta, Magnoliopsida, Arecales, Arecaceae. The record is from RefSeq and is a predicted model, not a curated record.